AUGAAGUCUUGGAUCCGCUUCGGAACCUGUUCGGAGGGUCGCCGAUACUACCUACAGGACUACGAUGUCCUUGCGAGCCGGUUUGCCGCUGCCGCUGUGCACAAUGCCUUGGUCGCCACGCCUGGCAGCUACCCGCCUUCCCCGGGUCUGGACCACUACCAUGGCCUGGGGUUCUGCCCCAUUCGGGCGCGGUGCCAGGUUCUGUCUGUUCACGAGACCUGUCGUAGCGUGGGCCAUGUAGCCGGAAUUUCCUGGCCGUGUCUGGCUGGAAACAAUAUUUAA
Messenger RNA from Penicillium riverlandense, 282 nucleotides. RefSeq lists its product as uncharacterized. Lineage: Eukaryota; Fungi; Ascomycota; Eurotiomycetes; Eurotiales; Aspergillaceae. The record is from RefSeq and is a predicted model, not a curated record. The transcript is spliced from 2 exons. The coding region runs from base 1 to 282 and encodes 93 amino acids.